UUAAAUUAAAUUUUUAAAUUUUGAAACUUGAUUAUAUGUACUAAAUGAACGGGAUUCAAAGUACUGCUGUGGUAGUGGCAGUUCCAGAAGAAGAAACGAAACUAAUUUGUAUGCUACUAUAAUAAACGUUAUUCAUGUACACAUGCAUCAAAACAAAAACUCGAUAUUGGAUUUGAAUUCAAUGUUUUUUUUAUCGAAAAAAAAUGAUAAAUAUCUAAUGUUAUGAUUUAAAUUUGAAUCGAAUUAUUUAUUGAUUAUGAAUCUACGUUCAAAUCGUUAUUAUCCAUCCGGAGCUGAUCAUCAUUAUCAUCAAUCGACAGCUGUCGAAAUUUUCGACAAUAAUGUUGAUCCAAAAUUUUCACCUCUUCAAACACCACCAUAUGUUGUCGAAGUACAAACGGCUGGUGGCCAAAAUCAAAAUUCCUAUGAUAAUAAUAUUGAUUCGAAUGUUGAUUUGACAAAAAAUGAACAACAUCCGAUGGGACCACCAACAUCAACAAUUUUAAUAGUAACCGAACAAGAAAUGAAUGAAACAAUGGAUAUUGAUACUAUUGCAAUCGCUGAACAAGUGAAUAAAGAAUUGGAAACAAUGAAUAUUCAACGACAAUUAUUUGGUCGUCAUAUAUUACAUUGUGGUUCGACAAAAAUGUUUAAUCUAUUACGAAAACCACGACCAUGGUCUAUGAUGUUAAAACAUCCGAAACAAUAUUCGGAAAAAAUGCAAUCAUAUUUACGAUUGAAAAAAUGGUUAGAACUACCGCGACAACAACGACAUGAUGAACUGAUUGCAUUGAAUGAAUGGUAUUCACAUUUGGCUGCCAAUCGUGAACAAGAACUUGGACAACCACGCCCAUCAUUAGAUCGUAUACGUGGUGAACGAACAAAAUUUACACAAAUGCAAUUGACAAUUUUGGAAGAAUAUUUCAAUGAAAAUCCAUAUCUAACAUCGGAUAAAAUAACCGAAUUGGUGGAAAAAUUGAAUCUAGCUCCACCGAAAAUUAAUGAAUGGUUCCAUGGACGUCGAAAAAAAUGGUGUCAACAGCAUAGUGAUAAUAAAGAGAUGAUUGAAAAUUUUCGAAAGAAAGGACGACAAUAUCGUAAUCGCAGCAAACAGAUGGCGUUUAAUGAUGAACAAGUUGAAUUUCUGGAACGAACAUUUCAGGAAAAUCCAUGGUUAGAUUAUGAACGACGGCGAGAUUUAGCUAAGAAAUUAGAUACAACCGAGCAAAGGAUACGAAAUUGGUUCAAUACUCGACGAAAUAAAUUCAAACAUGAUCAAUUAUAUGUACCAACUAAGUCGGCAACAACCGCAGUGAAAUUACCGAAAGAAAAGAAAGCACCAACUAGGAUUCAAUUGAAACGUGAACAAUGUGUCACAACGAUACAGAGUUGGUGGCGUGGACAUUGUGUUCGGAAAAUUUUGCAACAACAAUCACCAAAAUUUACAAUCAUUCGUGAACGAUUACGUUUUAUACGACAAAAUUUGGCUGAAAAUAGUGAUUUAAUUCGCCAAUUUUUAAAUGUUUCAAAAUUGAUUGAAAAAAAUUUUUCCACAUUGGAUGAUCAACAACAACAACAAUCAGAUGUUGAUGAUAAUCAUCAAAUGAAAAAAACUAAUUCACCCAGUUUAACUAUCAUUAAUGAUCAAAUACAAAAAGGUUGUCAACUAUCUAUGCAGAUAUUCGAAAUAUUCAAUGAUUUCGAUCGUCAAAAACAACAGGAUAAACAGAAAGAAACGGAAAAAUUAUUACGAAAUCGUUUAACAAUGAUGGGCCGACAGCAACAAACAAUGUUGAUGGCAUUCCAACGACGUAAUAACAAUAUUACUAAUAAUAAUAAUAAAAAUAAUGUUCGACGAUCAAAUCGGAGAUUGGCUAAAUGUUCGAUGACAAAAAAUGAUUCUAAUAAUGUCAAUGUUGAUGAUGGCGGUGAUGGUGAAGAUGAUGUUACAGAAAUGCCAUCACAAUCCAACACAUGAAGCAUCUAUAUCUUCAUUGAUAAUGAUUUUCCUUUCGUCAUCGGAUUAAAGUGAUAUUUUUUUUCUGUCUUUAUUUGCAAAUUUCAUAUCAUCUUAAUUCAUUCAUUCAUUAUAAUGAUUGUUGAUUAAUUUAUUUUAUUUACAAAUUUUUGUAUUUAUAUUUCUUUCAAUUGUCAUAUAUUUUUUUUUUUUUGUUGUUCUCACCGAAAGGAGCAAGGAAGACAAUUUGAUGAUUUACUAGAUUUUCAUUUGGAACAUUUUUUUUUUUUUUUGAUUAAAAUUUCAGAAAAA
This is a messenger RNA of Dermatophagoides farinae (American house dust mite), 2269 nucleotides long. RefSeq lists its product as uncharacterized. Lineage: Eukaryota; Metazoa; Arthropoda; Arachnida; Sarcoptiformes; Pyroglyphidae. Gene Ontology annotation, biological process: regulation of transcription by RNA polymerase II. Gene Ontology annotation, molecular function: protein binding; DNA binding. Gene Ontology annotation, cellular component: nucleus. The record is from RefSeq and is a predicted model, not a curated record.